Spodoptera littoralis (African cotton leafworm) is the source of this 1204-nucleotide messenger RNA. The record is from the annotation of a GenBank genome assembly. NCBI's taxonomy places the organism in Eukaryota, Metazoa, Arthropoda, Insecta, Lepidoptera, Noctuidae.
AGGACAAUGGAAGACGUUAAGCAAAGAUGCCGUGCCCUCCCAGAACCUGCCUAAACUGAACCCUGAUGGUACAGUCAUGGUGAUCAGGAAGAGUCGCACCGUUAAAUACAGGGAAGGCAAGAAGGAUGACAUCCAUGGUGAGAAGACAGACAAAUGGCCAAUGAACCUUGGACCACACAGUGUUCUCCAGACCACAACUGACCCACACAUGGUCUGUGACCCACAGGACAAUAAUCUAGCAUACCGCUACCCAACACUAAACACAAUGAAUCUAUCACCACAAAUCAAUAAUCCCCAUCCUUCAAUGAAGCCCAAGAAGCAGGACGCCUUCAUGCAAACAGACCCAGUACAAUCUGAAGACGACGAUUCACAACCGAACAACAGUUACAGCGAGGUUUCAGAAAAAUACCCCGACAUAGACUACCAAACGUACCAAAAAGAACAAGUUUACGAUAAGAAAUAUGAAGCGAAAGAUUACACUAACAAACAAGAUGAUUAUAUACCGCAGACGAAUGAGGAAUAUAAUAAAGAAGCCGAGAAAUAUGCACUUGAAAGGAAGUCCUUGAAUGGUUACGAAAAACCUGUGGAGUUCCCCAAACAGGUCGACGGUUAUCCGAAACUCGACGCGUACCCAGGUUUCGAGAAACCAUUUCGUCCCGACUACGGUUUUCAGAACUAUCAGGAUAGCGUUGAAAUUUUGCGGAAUCAACAGCACAAUUUACAAAUGCUGCAGGAACAACAUAGGAUCAAUGAAAAUCAGAAUUUUUUUAACGAAAGCCAUAUUAAGCAGGAGGUUGACAUCAACGUCGAUGAUGACAAAUUCGCAUAUGAAAGGAGUAAGGAACAACUUGACGCUGACAUGUAUACUUCAAGGAGACUGGAACAACAGCGCGCCAUUCUAGAACAGAUACAACAUCAGGUCAAACAGGAACCUGACACUCCUAACGGAUGUGAGAAUGUGAUGCAGCCACAGGGCAGUCCCUACUACCCAACAAACAAUCAUAACAACGUCACAGGCGGGUACUACGAGCAGGUCCCCCGGCCGGGCCCGGAGAUGCUCAUCGCCAAACAAAACGCACUCGCCGCGCACACGCAGCUAUGGCAAAACACAAUGAAGCGGCCAUUCUUCUACAGUGAAAGUCCGCACUACAACAGUACCCCGAUCUUACACAGAUACGAGGACAUCUCAAGAAUACUUCAGUGA